AUCCUGCUGCGCUGCUGCCAUUUUUAUGUACCCUGCCCUGCCCUAGACGUUACCAAGAAGGGGAAAAAGGGCGGACACGCCAGGAAAGAAGAACAAGAAAGGAGACCAAGAAACGACCAGACCAGGAGGAACCAAAUCCAUCGACCCUCCCCCGCGACCUCGAGUUCUCGAAGAAUCCAUUUCUCCAAGAACUCGGCUGCAGUACGCAGAGGGGCAGAGCGGAGCUGCGGAGCCGAGGCGGCCCGCGGUCCCCAUCCCCGCGAUUCGGCCGGGAUCCGGCCGCGCCGCCACGGCCAUGGACAUGAUCGACAGCAUCGAGUGCGUGUCGUCGUCGGACGGCAUGGAGGACGACGACGCCAUGUCCUCCAACCUGCCCCGCCCCUUCCUCAAGGCCUCGGCGGCGGCCAUCGCGGCGGCCAGCAUCGGGGUGGUCCCCGGCGGCGUCGGUGGCGCGUCCGGCGCCGGUGCGGCCGGGGGGAUCGCCGGACCGCUGAUCCCGCCGGCCACGAGCGUCCACGAGCUCCUCGAGUGCCCCGUCUGCACCAACUCCAUGUACCCCCCGAUCCACCAGUGCCAAAAUGGGCAUACCCUUUGUUCUACCUGCAAAGCUCGGGUGCACAACCGCUGCCCUACCUGUCGACAAGAGCUGGGCGACAUCAGGUGUUUGGCAUUGGAAAAGGUGGCUGAAUCACUUGAGCUACCGUGCAAAUACUACUCACUAGGUUGUCCAGAGAUCUUCCCAUACUAUAGCAAGCUCAAGCAUGAGUCGCAGUGCAAUUUUAGGCCAUACAGCUGCCCUUAUGCGGGAUCUGAAUGCUCCGUUGUCGGGGACAUUCCUUUCCUUGUUUCACAUCUGAGAGAUGACCAUAAGGUUGACAUGCAUUCUGGGUGCACAUUCAACCAUCGUUAUGUCAAGUCAAACCCCAGAGAAGUUGAAAAUGCAACUUGGAUGCUAACUGUUUUCCAUUGUUUCGGGCAGUAUUUCUGCUUGCAUUUUGAGGCCUUCCAGCUCGGAAUGGCGCCAGUCUACAUGGCAUUCCUCCGCUUCAUGGGCGACGAGAAUGACGCAAGGAACUACAGCUAUAGCCUUGAGGUGGGUGCCAAUGGCAGGAAGAUGAUAUGGGAGGGCACACCCCGGAGCAUCCGGGACAGUCACCGCAAAGUGCGUGACAGCCAUGAUGGCCUCAUAAUCCAGCGGAACAUGGCACUCUUCUUCUCCGGCGGGGAGAGGAAAGAGCUGAAACUGCGGGUGACUGGCCGCAUCUGGAAGGAGCAGCAGAACCCCGACUCGGGAGCCUGCAUCCCUAAUCUCUUCAGCUGAAGUGAAUAGUUGGCAACAGGAUCAUGUGAUUCAGGUGUAUAUUGAAGAAAUGCGGUUGCCGAUUUCCUUUUCUCUCUUUACAGUUUGUGUUUGCACCUUUUCGCUUUUUUCAGCCACUUUGUUGUAACAUGCUCAAUAUUCUUUGGGGUGGUUGGUGUUAUCAAGGACAGCACGUGAAGCCUGCUGGAAAUCACAUGAUGAUCAUUCUCC
This is a messenger RNA of Aegilops tauschii subsp. strangulata, 1531 nucleotides long. Its product is annotated as E3 ubiquitin-protein ligase SINAT5. Gene Ontology annotation, cellular component: cytoplasm. The record is from RefSeq and is a predicted model, not a curated record. Gene Ontology annotation, biological process: multicellular organism development; ubiquitin-dependent protein catabolic process. NCBI's taxonomy places the organism in Eukaryota, Viridiplantae, Streptophyta, Magnoliopsida, Poales, Poaceae. Gene Ontology annotation, molecular function: ubiquitin protein ligase activity; protein binding; zinc ion binding.